UUGUUUCAGGUUAUCACCUACAAGCUCAUCACUCCAUCAGUAGUAUCAGAGCGUUUGAAAGUCCGAGCAUCUCUCGCCAAGGCUGGGCUCCGUGAAUUGCAAGCUAAAGGCCUCGUGAAGUGCAUCGUCCACCAUGGAGGUCAGAUCGUGUAUACGCGAGCUACCAAGGAGGCAGAUGUCAUUGUUGAGUAA
Messenger RNA from Cylicostephanus goldi, 192 nucleotides. The record is from the annotation of a GenBank genome assembly. NCBI's taxonomy places the organism in Eukaryota, Metazoa, Nematoda, Chromadorea, Rhabditida, Strongylidae.